UUAAAAAAUAAAAAACAAAAAAUAAACAAUGGAAAGCAAGAUCAUUUGUCGUUCUCAUUGUCGUGGCCGUAGAUUUGAAUCAAGUUAUUCCCUGUCUCGCUCAAAUGGCGGGCGAUGUCCCUACUCACUCACUACUCAGUAAAAUAUCACUUCUCCCUCCUCACCAAAAUCUUGGCUUUUGCCGCAUUUUACUUUUCGCGAAAUUCAAGUUUCGGGAUCAAAGAGAUGCCAAUCAUGAAUAGAAUGGGGAAAAUCGGGGCAAGAUUUGUGCACAGGCUGGGUGUGGACAGUGCGCCUUCUGCUAGUUUGGUCGAUGGCCAAAAUCGCGUGGUAGAAGCUUCUCUAACCUUAAUCAGGGAGAGGGCAAAACUCAAGGCAGAACUGGUGCGGGCAUUGGGGGGCUCCAUAGCUACCUCUUGCCUUCUUGGGGUUCCAUUAGGACACAAUUCAUCUUUUCUUCAAGGUCCUGCAUUUGCGCCUCCUCGCAUCCGAGAGGCCAUUUGGUGUGGUAGUACAAACUCAGCAUCUGAGAAAGGAAAAGAGUUGAAAGAUCCAAAAGUAUUGACUGAUGUUGGAGAUGUUCCAGUUCAAGAAAUGCGAGAUUGUGGUAUAGAUGAUGAAAGAUUAAUGAAAACUAUCAGCGAUUCUGUAAAAUUUGUGAUGGAAGAGGCACCUCUCCGUCCACUGGUUUUAGGUGGUGAUCACUCAAUAUCCUACCCUGUUGUUCGAGCUGUUACAGAGUACCUUGGAGGGCCUGUGGACAUUCUUCAUUUCGAUGCUCAUCCUGAUAUAUACCAUGCUUUUGAAGGAAAUAAAUACUCACAUGCAUCUUCUUUUGCUCGGAUUAUGGAGGGUGGUCAUGCAAGACGACUUUUGCAGGUGGGUAUUAGGUCCAUUACAAAGGAAGGUCGGGAUCAAGGUAAAAGAUUUGGAGUGGAACAAUUUGAAAUGCAUAGUUUCACUAAAGAUCGAGAAUUUCUGGAGAAUUUGAAACUUGGAGAAGGUGUAAAAGGUGUUUAUGUCUCGAUAGAUUGUGACUGUCUUGAUCCUGCUUUUGCACCUGGUGUCUCGCACAUUGAACCAGGCGGCCUUUCAUUUCGAGAUGUGAUGAACAUUCUGCAAAAUUUGCAAGGAGACAUUGUUGCAGGUGAUGUUGUAGAAUUUAACCCACAGCGUGAUACAGUGGAUGGAAUGACAGCAAUGGUAGCAGCAAAGCUUGUAAGGGAAUUAACUGCUAAGAUGUCUAAGUAGCCAGCUGAUUGUGAACAGUUUGAUCUAUUUUAUUUUUUGACAUAAAUGUUUUAACAGGAUGAAGUUCUCUUCUAUUUAUUUACUAGAGAGAAUGGAAGCCUCUUUUUUGGUAGCAUUCAUAGCAUGCGAGUUGAGGAAGUAGUGGACUAAGAAAAAUUAAUCAAUUUGAUUAAAUGAAUCAAUGUUCUAAUUAGAUUUUAAAUGCAAGAUACGGAAAGUGUAUGGUCAUACUCUUCUCGAAUCCUCUGUAUUCCAUA
This is a messenger RNA of Cryptomeria japonica (Japanese cedar), 1508 nucleotides long. Its product is annotated as arginase 1, mitochondrial. The transcript is spliced from 7 exons. The record is from RefSeq and is a predicted model, not a curated record. Lineage: Eukaryota; Viridiplantae; Streptophyta; Pinopsida; Cupressales; Cupressaceae. Gene Ontology annotation, molecular function: agmatinase activity; metal ion binding. The coding region runs from base 115 to 1251 and encodes 378 amino acids.